Amphimedon queenslandica is the source of this 983-nucleotide messenger RNA. RefSeq lists its product as uncharacterized. The transcript is spliced from 5 exons. The record is from RefSeq and is a predicted model, not a curated record. NCBI's taxonomy places the organism in Eukaryota, Metazoa, Porifera, Demospongiae, Haplosclerida, Niphatidae. Bases 174 to 788 code for a protein of 204 amino acids.
UGCCAGCAGUUCUGUUUAUUAUUGGUUUUAUUGUCAUUUAUCUUUGUUUCCUUUUAUUGAAACACAAUUCAAUUCCUCCACCAGGUCAUUGUUACUGUUAUCAAGUACAAUGUACUACUGGUGAUAUUGUUACUGAUACCCUCCAGUCAGUAGCAUUACCUGGAGAUAUUAAAAUGUUCUCUUUAAUUUCUCAUCUCCUCCUCCUCUUAUCAGGAGAUGUGGAACUUAAUCCUGGACCUACUGUUGAAGAAGCUUGUAAAAAAGUAAAAGAGAUCCUUCGUUCACACUAUGCUGUAUUAGAAGAAGCAACCAAAGGCAGUCUCAGUAGCAUAUUGUCACAUUUAUAUGCUAAAGGAAUUAUCACAAAGACAGUAAGAGAUUCUCAAUCACUGAACUACAAUAAAAUGAUAGAUGAGUUUGAAGCAAAGCUCUCAUUAUUAAAAGAUGUGUCAGAAUUAAAGGCACAUUGUCAAGUGUUUGUUGAGUGUAUAUCUCAAGGUGGACCAACUGAUGCUGCUGCUAGAUCAUUAGAUAGUGAAUGGGGAAAAGUAUUUGAUAUGGAAUCAUUAUUACCAGCAGCAUCAUCAAUGAUAUCAUCUACUUCACUAGUAUCUACUAUAGCACCAACAGGUUUUAUUCAUAGUAAUGAUACAUCGAGCACAAAUGAUCUCACUAUGACAUUAUCAUCACAAAGUGUUAAUGCAGGUGCUACCUCUCAUGACAUAAAUCUAACUGAUCCUUUCAUAUGUGAAGAAAGUGAAAAGGAAGUGUAUAAGUCUUUAGAAUGACUUACAUCAGAAGUUUUCAGAUUUAGUUACAAUUUUUGAAACAAAUUUUGAAGAAAAAUCUAAUCACAACAGUCAACUAGUGACUGAUGUAUCAAAGUGGCUUAUAGUACACAUGAAGUGGAAACGUGGCUCAGUAGAUAGCAAUAUUGAUAAUAUUUUAAAUAAAAUUGAACCAUAUUACGACUUUAUUGAUUG